This is a messenger RNA of Patiria miniata (bat star), 4438 nucleotides long. RefSeq names its product serine/threonine-protein kinase Nek7-like. The record is from RefSeq and is a predicted model, not a curated record. Gene Ontology annotation, molecular function: protein kinase activity; ATP binding. Lineage: Eukaryota; Metazoa; Echinodermata; Asteroidea; Valvatida; Asterinidae. Bases 269 to 1258 code for a protein of 329 amino acids. The transcript has 9 exons. Gene Ontology annotation, biological process: protein phosphorylation.
GCCAGACAGCCAUUACCGGAUACUUGCGGAGCAGACGAAGUGCACUCUGGUUUUGGUCUUAAUUUAACUCCAUUUUGGCCCAUCGAAUGAUUGUCAGUGAAACUUAUUUACACAAAGGUACUCUUUUAUGACAUACGCAGUGCACAAUUCAGCCAGCCUGGUUUGGGUUUGCUCUGUGAGUGAGUACUUCGCCGUUGCCAGCUCAACUUAAAUCAAGGCCCCUCUGUUUUGAAGGUGUGACUGUUGAUGUCAAGGCACAUCAUCAGCAAUGGACCUGCCCAUGGAUCAAGGCAUGGAGCUGGGGGUUAGUAAUGACAAGUAUAACACGCUGGCUAACUUCAGCGUUGAGAAGAAGAUAGGCAAGGGUCAGUUCAGUGAGGUCUACAAGGCUAAAUGUCUGGUGGAUAACAGCAUCGUCGCCCUCAAGAAAGUCCAGAUCUUUGAGAUGAUGGAUGCCAAGGCCAGACAAGACUGUAUCAAGGAGAUAGAUCUACUCAAACAAUUAAACCACCCCAAUGUCAUCAUGUACCAAGCGUCUUUCAUUGAGAACAAUGAGCUGAACAUUGUACUAGAGCUAGCUGAUGCUGGAGACCUAUCCAAGAUGAUUAAGCAUUUCAAGAAACAGAAGCGUUUGAUCCCAGAGAGAACUAUAUGGAAGUAUUUUGUACAGCUAUGCAGUGCACUGGCACACAUGCAUUCACGUAGAGUCAUGCACAGAGAUAUCAAACCAGCCAAUGUGUUCAUCACAGCCACGGGUGUGGUCAAGCUGGGUGACCUCGGUCUAGGCCGGUUCUUCAGCUCAAAGACAACCGCUGCCCAUUCUCUGGUGGGGACACCGUACUACAUGUCACCAGAACGCAUUCAUGAAACCGGGUAUAACUUCAAAUCAGAUAUCUGGUCAAUAGGCUGCUUGCUCUACGAGAUGGCCGCUUUGCAAUCACCUUUCUAUGGGGACAAGAUGAACUUAUACUCUCUGUGCAAGAAAAUCGAGCAGUGCGAUUAUCCCCCACUUCCAUCCGAUAUCUACUCACACGAGAUGGCCGCCCUCGACUCGCCGUUCUAUAGCGAGGGUCUGGAUUUGUGGACGUUAUGCGAGAAGAUUGACAAAUGUGAAUAUCCUUCCUUGCCUUCCUAUUUCUCCAACCGUCUGCGGACUCUUGUACAAGUCUGCAUCCAGCCCAACCCUGACCACCGACCAGACAUUGACUACGUCCACUCUAAGGCCCAAGAAAACCAUGCAGCUUCACUUGGUGUAUGAUGAUCAAGUCAUCAGUGCACUGUACAUUGCAGGUUGGUACUUGAGAUUUGCAAUAGGACGCUUUACGUGUACAGUAGAACUUCACUAUAACAAAUUUACAAAACAUUGUUUGGUAUAGUGAUCGUUUGUUAUGGUGAUUUUUAACUGCCAAUGCUCUGUAUAGUUGUAUGUACAUUUGAGAGCCAAAGUUGUGUUCAUGAUAGCCAGUAUAACGGUGUUUGUCAUUGUGGUGUUCUACUGUAUACAACACCAAUUCACUGCAAGAUUUUCCCGAUUCCUUGUCUGGACAAGUGUUAGUUCUUUGUUUGAAAUGAUUUGUUUUAUACAACCAGAUAUCUGUAGUGCAUAGUCACACAGAGGGUGAAAUAACAACCGAGCGAUGGGCAUUUUCUGACUUUGUAGUACAUCGUCAGAACAAAGGACAUGUAAUCAAAUUGGAGGUGUAUUCUGAGAUACUGAAGGAAUCUGACAAUUUGCAUACGAUGGCUAGCUGCAGAUGGACUACUGACUGGUAUAUUUUGUCACGUGUGUUAAACACAGCAAGCCUCAUCUCUGGUAUCUGUUCCAUUAUCUGUUAUGGUAGUGUAUUGUUGAUGAUAUGUGGCCAGAUUCACAGAUUGAGAAUUUGGUCUAUGGGCUCCAUGUAUGAACAGUAGAUGGGGCUUUUUGACCACUUUUAGUAGUUUGCGCAAACACUGAGCCAAGUGUGCACGGGUGAGUGCCAGUUGUACAAUCAAAUGUCCCUCCCAGUCUUUGUAACAAUUGAGGGGGUGCUUGUUCAUGGAGUCCAUACACAGUCACCUUCCGCUACCAAUUUGUCCAUUGAUUCAGAUACCAAUAGUGAAUCACACAGUGAAUCAAUCUAUUUGCAGUUUUGGUGGCACGUCCUGUUGUUGUGCAUGCAAGCCCAGACAAUCAUAUAAAACUAACCGACUAUAUAUUCCUCCUGUGCCAAGACCAAUGCAUUUACACCAUGUCUAUAGUGUACUUAAGUAUUACGCAUGCUGUUCUGGUGGUUGAAGGGGUAUUCUUUUUGUCUGGAUUUUUGAAGAAAAACUUUGUGUUAUUCCAUGCCUGUAUCUUAACUGAUAUAAACGAGGAACAAAUGCCGUUUACAAUUUUGUUCUAGUUGUUUUACAAAUGGGGAGUUUCAGUAGGGAUCCAAAUUUUAGAAGUGCAUUAUGAGAAUGAUGAGUUGUAUACAUAUCUUGUAAAUAUCAGUUGUAAAUAUUGUGUGGAGAUGAUGAUAUACGUGUAUGUAGAGAGCUAGCUUAUCACUAUGCACAGUCUGAGGUGUCAACAAGACAUGGAUUCGUUUGAGGAAUCGUGGGAGGGAACAAUGAGCAAUAUUAUAGUGGGACGAGUAAGCCUUCUGUAGAAACCAUGACUUUAGGCUUAUCAACAACUUUUGCCUACCACUGCUUCUCACUUAAAGAAUUUAGACUUCCCAAAAGCAUUACCUAAUGUAGCUUGCACCUUGAACAACCCCCACGCACACCCCGUUCGACCCCACUCUCUACAGAUCUCAUGGACACCACAGACUGCGCUACUCUUUAACCACUAAAGUUACUGUAAUAUCUUUACUCUCUCAAAUAAAAUCAUGUGGAUAAAUUUCAAGUUGCAGUUGCCUUUUCCUCAGAUAUAUACAAGCCCAUUUUAUGACAAAGAGCAUGAAGUUUUACUUCUCAUAUCCUCCAGAUUUGAGUAUAGUAGUACAGUAUGUAAUGUACAGUAUAUACAGUAAUGUACUCUAUGAGGAAUGAGCAUUUAUAAUGUACAUUUUUAACGAAUGAAAAGUCAGUAGCUCAUUGAAUACUUGAAUGAGUUCAGUAUACUCAAAUUGCUCGUUCAUAAUCCAUGCAAACUUGAAGGCCAAAAUGUGUUCUUUAAAAAAAUCUUUAUUCUACAUUCCUGUUCAUCACUUUUUUUUAUUUCGCUUUUCCAAGUAACAAAGGUCCAGCCACAGCGUUUCAUUAAUGCUUGGCUGUAAUUUUUGUUCUUCCCUUGUUGCUAGUUUUUCAUAUUCUCCGUAAUUUUUGCCUUUUCUCUACAGUCACAUAAUUGAUAUUUGCAUAUAUGCAUGUAGUGCCUUGAAUUAUUAAUGUAUGCACGAGGUGAAAAUCUCAAUCUUGAUUGUAGUCAUUUUCCGUAUGAAAACACUGGUUAUUUUUGUAAUGGUAAUUUUGUUUAAUUUAGAUACCAAAUGAUUUGGAAAAGUAUACUGUUCCAGUGUGAAAGGACGUGACCCAUGAGUAGUGCAAAGAUAAUUGCACGGGAGGUAUUGAUUCAUUGUAAGUAAAUUUGGCUUGUUUUGCAGUGGUGGGUAAAGUGUUUAAUGUGGAAUAAUGUGCACGUGUAGAGUAUUCCUUACCAUUUUAAUAUUUGUUCCUUGAAUUGGAAGUGUCAGGGAACUAGACCAAGUGGGAUAUCCGACAGUAUUACUGUAACAGGUAGAAGGGUGCCAUGUGCAAAGGAAUAUACAAUUGUUCCCUAUUAAGUAUAAGUAGAAGUUUGUCUAUUCAAUGUUUGGUUUUGCCCUUUACCAAUGCCAUGUCACAUGUGCUGUGUACACAGUGCUGUCUUAGGGCUUGCGAGAACAAGUUCACAAGUUUACUCGGGUGGGACUGGAACCCACCACCUCAGACAGCACCGAGUAUACAGUACUGCACUUACAAUGUUUCGUUGGUAAAGGGCAAAUCCCAAUAUUAAUUUAUACCUAAUUUCAUAAGUUCAGUUGGGUGAUGCAUUGUUUGCAAGUCACCCACCACUGAACAGUCGAGAAUUUCUUGAAAAUAAAUCACACAGAUAUAGGGGGUUUUUUUUGGGGGGGGGGGUUCCUGUUUUUAAUCCAUUAUUCAGAAUUAAACAUUAAAAUGUCAGAAAGUGCAUUCCAAGUUCCGCCAGUAGAUAUCUACUGAUAAUGAUUUAAAUACAAGUUUUGUUAUUCAGGUGUUUGAAAAGUAAAUAAUGAUGAAAAAUUGUCCAGAAAUUUGUAAAAUGCUUUUUUUUCUUUUUAACUAAAACAUGAGAAUUGCAACUAUUCUAAUGACACAAUUGUAGUCAUUACGAUAUAUCUGUCUUUAUUUAUGUUCUUUUAAUGGUUUGCCUAAAGUGUGGAAUAUUAUUGUGAUUAUAUUUAUUAUCAAAUAGCUGAGAAAUAAAAUAAUAAUAUUAAGAAAA